AUGGCCGAUCAAGAAAACUCUCCAUUACAUACAGUUGGUUUCGAUGCUAGAUUCCCCCAGCAAAACCAAACAAAGCAUUGUUGGCAAUCUUAUGUGGAUUACCACAAGUGUGUUAAUAUGAAGGGCGAGGAUUUUGCUCCAUGCAAGGUCUUUUGGAAGACCUACAACGCCUUAUGCCCCCUAGACUGGAUUGAAAAAUGGGAUGACCAAAGAGAAAAGGGUAUUUUUGCAGGCGACAUCAACUCUGAUUAA
Molecule: messenger RNA, 252 nt
Organism: Saccharomyces paradoxus
Lineage: Eukaryota; Fungi; Ascomycota; Saccharomycetes; Saccharomycetales; Saccharomycetaceae
Gene: COX12
Product: cytochrome c oxidase subunit VIb
Exons: 1
Coding region: 1-252 (83 amino acids)
Cellular component (GO): mitochondrion; respiratory chain complex IV
Source: RefSeq, a predicted model, not a curated record